ACUAAUUUCAGCAAGUUAACAAUUUUAAGUUGAACAACUCCACUUCAAAUUUUCUCACUCUAAAAUAUAUUACUUCUCUCUCUAAAAAUCACCUUCAACAGCAAGCACAACUCACCAAGUAUUUAGCAAGCAAAUCAAGCGGUUACGAAAUCUCUCAAUAAAUUCUCUCCUCUCAUUUUUUGGUUCUCUCUCCUCAUUUCUGGAAUAUUUUGGGCGAAUUUCUGGAAAUUUGAUUUUGAAGCAGAGCAAAAAUGGCGUUGACUAAGAGCUUGAGUUUCUCAUUAGGAAGGAAGAGGAUUUUGAUUUCUAAUGAUAGCUGUGAUUUGGAGCAAUUUUGUGCUGAUUUUGAGCAGUAUUCUCCUAUUACGAAACGACAGUGCUACUUUACUAGUAGUGGUGAUGAAGAUGACGAAACGUUUCGUUUGAAGAAUGCGAAUUCGAAUUCGUUGCUUGAAGCUCUUCCUCAGGAGAUUCUGAUUAAGAUUGUUUGUGGUGUGAAUCAUGAUGACCUAAAACAGCUUUUCUUAGUUUCUAAAACAAUUCGCGAUGCGGCGAUUAUCGCGAAAAAAUCGCAUUUCGAAUUCACAACUCCGUUGAAGACGAAAGCAUUUAGAAAUUCAAUUGAUUUGGUGAAUAGUCCAUUAGAUUUGGAAGAAAUUGAAGCUCCAAAUGCGCCGAAACAAGCUCGAAAGAUGAAUCGACCUCGAAUUAGUAAGAAAAGAUUGAGUGACAUUUCCGUCGCUUUGUUCUCCGACAAAGGAGAAGAUGAACAGAGGUGGUCUAGAAGGAGUUUAUUCAUGGAAACCGACACUUAGGUUUGAUUAUUUUUUUUGUUUUAUGGUUUGAUUUAAUUGAAGUUUAGGUUUUUGUUUUUUUACUGUAAAUUAUGAGGCUAUUUUAUUAAUUUUAAAUUUGUAGAAGUGAGGAUUUAAUGAGUUAGGCAAGCCAUUAUUAGGUUCUUAUUCAUUUUUGUUCUUCAAUUCUUCCAUUGAAGAUAGUAGUGGCUUGUCUUUCUUUGUAACAAUAAGUGUUCUGUAAUUGUAACUAUGGAAAUUUGGUGUAAAUAGAAAAAUGCGGUUUUAUUUAUUUAUGAAGCAGUAAAUUUGAGA
This is a messenger RNA of Chenopodium quinoa (quinoa), 1109 nucleotides long. Its product is annotated as F-box protein SKIP27-like. Bases 252 to 815 code for a protein of 187 amino acids. The record is from RefSeq and is a predicted model, not a curated record. Lineage: Eukaryota; Viridiplantae; Streptophyta; Magnoliopsida; Caryophyllales; Amaranthaceae. Gene Ontology annotation, molecular function: protein binding. The transcript has 3 exons.